Mollisia scopiformis is the source of this 2160-nucleotide messenger RNA. RefSeq names its product HET-domain-containing protein. The coding region runs from base 1 to 2160 and encodes 719 amino acids. The record is from RefSeq and is a predicted model, not a curated record. The transcript is spliced from 3 exons. NCBI's taxonomy places the organism in Eukaryota, Fungi, Ascomycota, Leotiomycetes, Helotiales, Mollisiaceae.
AUGCUGUGCGAGUUUUGCUGUAAAGUAUCAAUUGACAAUCUCAUAGAGUUAGCAAAAGUCGAAUUUUCUGCCCAAUUCUUCCCUGAAAAGGCAUACUACCAACAUCAUGACUCUUACGCAUCUCUCAUAUCCGCAGCGACCGCCGGAUGCGAGCUCUGCCAACUCAUCCGCGACGCAAUAACCACUUACAAAAUAGGAGGCAGCGACUUCUACUGGGAAGGUCGUACCACUGAAUCAGCCAUCUUGGAGACUGAAUCGGAGGGUCACGCAACAGAUCUGAAGAUGUGCAUUAACAUGCACCAUCUGAACCCAGGUGGGAAAUUGGAAGAUGUCGAGCUUUUCGAUGAACUUAUGGUGCAGGUUGGGCCCCCGAUAGAGUCUGAAUCGGAUGACCCGGACGAGUAUUUGAAGGUUCCACCUCUGAAUUUGAGCCUCACUGUUCCUCGAGGAAAGCCCGUAUAUCAUCAAAACUACAGAAUAGGACGAUUUCAAACCAACCCAGAUCUGGGCUCGGAAACAAAUUUUGAUAUCGCAAAGAGUUGGCUCAACAACUGUGUCACCACACACGAGAAAUGCACAGCUAGACAAGCAGUCGACUUGCCCACCAGAGUCAUUGACGUAGGACCAUUAGCCGGAUCCCAAGAACCAAAACUUUACUGUUCCAAGGAUAUCAGAGGUAGCUACAUUGCUCUCAGUCAUUGCUGGGGAGGUCCAGUCUCACCACUCUUGAAAAUGGCGAACAUUGAAGCUUUCCAAAGCUCGAUCCCUUUCCUUGAUCUGCCUGCGAACUUUCGCGAUGCAAUUACGGUGACAAGACAACUUGGAAUCAGAUAUCUGUGGAUUGAUUCUUUGUGCAUCAUACAAGAUUCCAAAAGAGACUGGGACAUUGAGUCCAAGAAAAUGGGAUCCAUAUAUCGAGAUGCACUCCUAACCAUCUCCGCAGCAACAUCAUCUCGAAGCACUGAUGGAUUUCUAAAAUCGCCUCCUUCCUCAGCUGAGCCUGAGAAGAAUAUACCUCUCCACUUGACCGCGGACAGUGGUUCGGAAGCCAUCGUCUAUAUAUCCAAACCACCCCAAACCCCAGAAGAUCUUCGAGAUCUCUUCUACCAAGCACCACUCAACAAACGAGGAUGGUGUCUCCAAGAGCGCAUUCUCUCUGCUCAGAUCCUCCAUUACGGUAGCAAACAAAUAUAUUGGCAAUGCGCUCAAGGUUUCCUCUCCGCGGACGGCGUGCCCCACGGUGUCGCGAUGCCAGAAGAGGAAAUGUAUCCAGAGAUCGCAAGUAUAAUCCAUCCCUCCAUCCUGAAAGGCCCCAUUCCGAAGAAGCCCAACCUAGAUCUUGUCCUCGAGGAAUACUAUCUCCUGGUCCAAGUAUACUCUUCCCGAAAACUGUCCUUCGACACAGAUAAGUUCCCCGCAUUUUCAGGCCUGGCGCAACAUGUGCAUUCUUACCUCGGCGGCGACUAUAUUGCCGGCAUCUGGAGUACAGACUUCAGACACGGCCUUCUGUGGUUCAACGAGCUCACGACCUGCAAGCAUGUAAGACCGUACAGAGCACCGACGUGGUCCUGGGCCGUGACCAACGAGCCUGUCGUCUUUCCUGCAAGAUGCGAUACGCCGUUUCCUGAAUAUGCCGUCGAGCUGAUCCUGUAUGAUAUCAAUCUCGAGACUAAUGCGUACAGUCAGGUCGAGUCCGGAGAGCUGACUCUGUAUGGUUUAACGAAGGAGUUGGUGAGGAGUAGGCAGUUAACGAAUAUUUCGUAUCCGGAGAUGGCCACUGCGCAUGUCUAUUUCGACGAGGCGGAGGAAGAGGGAGGAGCUAUUGAGCAAUGGUCGGCUGUGUUCCAGACAAAAGCGGGAGAUGAUGACUAUUUGCUGUCUGUGAUCAAUGGAUCCGGAACGGAAUGGCCUCAGCCAGAAUGGAGAAUCGACUUCGAACUUUUCUCGCCGCGGGAAUAUACCGUGCUUCUCGUCGAUGUACGGACUGGGCAGCAGGACGGAGCAACCGUGUACCAUGGGAAUGGCUUGGUAUUAUCGAAGGCGGAGGGGAAGGAACAUAUGUAUGAACGCGUUGGUUACAUUAGCUUGACGCCUCGAGAGAAGGAGGAUUUCGAAGAAUGGAUGGAGACGUGGGGGAGGGAAAAUGUAACUAUCAUCUAA